Messenger RNA from Adineta steineri, 762 nucleotides. The record is from the annotation of a GenBank genome assembly. NCBI's taxonomy places the organism in Eukaryota, Metazoa, Rotifera, Eurotatoria, Adinetida, Adinetidae.
AUGUCCAGCUCACAAUAUAUUUCUCAGUCAUCUUGGGAUUUAGGUGUGUACCUACCCGGUCAAUUAGCUUUUGAAAAUACAGAAUUUCAAUCGCCUGAAGCUUUGAUACAAGCAUUUAAUACUGAUCUUGUACUAUCAACGCAUCGCGAAGAACUAGAAUCAUUUAAUCCACUGUGUGAUGAUAUGAAUGCUGUCUCCAUGCUAGUAGAUGACGAUAUAUUUUUAUCACCUUAUUCUGAUUCUGAUGAUACAACUUAUUUCUCAGAGCAAUGCACAGUAGCAUCUUAUGUACCAAAUCUAUCGAAUAUAUUAUUACAAAAUGUUAGUUCUCCAUUAUCCCCGUCAUCCAAAGAUUUGCGCAAAAAACAAAAAAAAAGUACAUCUUCAUCAAACUCACCAACACAUUUCAAUCAUAUGUAUGGAAAGUGUUUUUCUAUAUUUGAUAAUGUAAUGGGAAGAAAACGUCGACCAUAUUUAUUUGAAUUUUGUCGAUUAGUACUAGACAAUGAAGAAUAUUCACAUUUAGCUCAAUAUAUUGAUCGAAAACAAGGUAUUUUCAAAAUAAAUAAUCCAACUGAAAUUGCUGAAUUAUGGAAAUGUGUGAAAGGACGUAAUAGUGAUACUCCAAUGACUUAUGACAAAGUAGCAAGAGCUCUUCGCUAUUAUUAUAGUAGCGGUGUGAUGCACCCAAGUUCCGGACGCUAUACAUUUCGUUUCGGACCAAAAUCUGGUUUUGGUACUACAUGGUCGCCAGUUUAUUAA